AUGUCAUCUUCGCAGACGUUUCUUCCGUCGUCUCCACUAGUAGGUGGCAUACGGAAGAAAUCGAAGUUUACUUACAGACAACUGCAUCUACUGAGCCAAGCGUCGGUGAGCUGUCCGCUGCGCUGUAUCGCGUUGAUCGACUACGAUGCUUUCUACGCACAAUGUGAAAUGGUGCGUCUAGGGGUGGCCGAAACGCAGCCACUGGCCGUGCAGCAAUGGCAGGGCUUGAUCGCGAUCAAUUACCCGGCGCGUGAGUUCGGGCUCAAUCGACAUGUUACUGUCACGGAGGCGAAGACCAAAUGUCCCGAGAUCGUCGUGCAGCAUGUCGCGACGUGGAGGGAAGGGGACGAUAACUGGGCAUAUCGGGACGACGCGGCAAAGCACAUCCAGACAGACAAGGUGUCUCUGGAUCCGUACAGACUCGAGUCGCGAAAGAGUCUUGCGCUGGUCAAGGAGAUCUUGCCGCCCGCUCCGAUCCAACGCGUCGAGAAGGCCAGUAUCGACGAAGUGUUUCUGGACCUCUCGGCGCAGAUCCAUCAAAUCCUCCUCGAGCGGUAUCCGGAAUUGCGCCACGCACCGUACGACGAUCCCACAGAGAGACUGCCCCUCCCACCCUCGACCGCGCUGGACUGGCAGGCCGAUGCACUCAUCGACCUCGACACGGCGGAGACUGAACAUGACGACCCAGACUGGGACGACGUGGUCAUGAACAUAGGAUCAGAGAUCGUCCGAGGAGUCCGAACGGAGAUCCGAGAGAAAUUGUACUACACAUGCUCGGCCGGCAUUGCGCGCAACAAAAUGAUGGCAAAGCUUGGUGCUGGCUACAGGAAGCCGAAUCAACAGACCAUAGUACGCAACCGAGCCGUGCAGCAUUUUCUUUCGGGAUUCAAGUUUACCAAGAUCAGAAAUUUGGGAGGCAAGCUGGGCGAUCAAAUUGUGGAGGCAUUCAAUACGGAGGAAGUCACUGAGCUGCUCAAAAUCCCUAUCGAGCAGAUGAAAUCGAAAUUCGGUGAUGAGACUGGCACAUGGCUACACAGCAUUAUUCGCGGCGAGGAUAACAGCGAGGUCAAUUCAAGAACACAGAUCAAGUCGAUGCUUUCGGCCAAGUCGUUUCGACCCAGUAUCAACAACACAGAUCAAGCGAAUAAAUGGUUAACGAUCUUUGUUGCGGAUAUCUAUGCUAGACUUGUGGAAGAAGGGGUGGUUGAGAACAAGAGGCGUCCAAAAACCAUCACUCUCCAUCAUCGACAAGGCGGGCAGACCAAGUCGAAGCAACUACCUAUUCCCAUGGGCAAGAAGAUUGACCAGAUGAUCCUUUUGGACCUCGCAAAGACAUUGUUGGGACAAGUCAUCGUCGAUGGACGAGCAUGGCCUUGUGCGAAUCUGUCUUUGAGUGUUGGAGGGUUUGAAGAUGGUGUUUCCGGUAACAAAGGCAUCGACACCUUCCUUUUGAAGGGGGACGAAGCGAAGGCUGCAAUGGAUGCACCACUUCGAACUAACGCCACCACACCAGUUCAAGAAGAACAGUAUCCGACAAAGCGUCGACGCCUCAACGACCCACCCAGCAUCACUCGGUUCUUCCAGAAAGGUGAGAGCACGGGUGAAGGUGACGAUCAGUCUUCGGACGCCAUGGUUGAUGACACAGCCCAAAAAAAUGAUCCUCGUGCCGAUGAAGAGGCUGAUAUUUCGAUUCCUCCAGCACUGCAGCAGUCGGAUAUUGCUUCAUAUUUUUGCAAAGCAUGUCAAAGAUCCGUACAUGAGACCGACAGGCCUGAACAUGAGGACUGGCAUUUUGCCAAAAGCCUCAUUGAACAAGACAAGAAAGUCGUCACAGGUCCAACCAAUAGCCGUCCUCCCGGCCCGCAGAGUACGAAGCCCAAGCGUGGUGAGGCCAGCAGUCGAGGGAAGGGCUCGAAGCCGGAGAAGGGUCAAAGCCGGCUGACAUUCAAGUAG
Messenger RNA from Exophiala bonariae, 1953 nucleotides. RefSeq lists its product as uncharacterized. Gene Ontology annotation, biological process: error-prone translesion synthesis; response to radiation. The transcript has a single exon. Lineage: Eukaryota; Fungi; Ascomycota; Eurotiomycetes; Chaetothyriales; Herpotrichiellaceae. The record is from RefSeq and is a predicted model, not a curated record. Gene Ontology annotation, cellular component: replication fork; nucleus; site of double-strand break. Gene Ontology annotation, molecular function: DNA-directed DNA polymerase activity; damaged DNA binding. Bases 1 to 1953 code for a protein of 650 amino acids.